CAUACAGUAGUAGUAGUACUAGUACACACCACCACUGCUCAUUCAAUUCAAUUAUCACUAGCAGCUAGAUCAAGAUGGCCGCGCCGCCGGCGACCACCUGCAGGAGGAGGAGGACGCCCCCGCUCGCCGCCCUUCCUCCUGCACCGGCGGCGGCACUGCUACGACUGGCGCUGCUAGCAGCUGCAGUCCUGUGCACUACCGGAGCAUCUGCUGCUGCAGGAGCACAGCAGCUCGAUGUGGGCUACUACAGCAAGGCGUGCCCCGCCGCCGAGGAGAUUGUGCGCAACGAGACGGCGGCGGCACUCAGGGACUCGCCGGACCUCGCCGCAGCGCUCCUCAGGCUGCACUACCACGACUGCUUCGUGCAGGGCUGCGACGCGUCGGUGCUUCUGGACUCCACCCCCAACAACACGGCCGAGAAGGACGCCAUGCCCAACGGCAGCCUCCGUGGGUUCGACCUCGUCGCCCGCGUCAAGGACCAGCUCGAGACGGCGUGCCCGGCCACCGUCUCCUGCGCCGACGUCCUCGCCCUCAUGGCCCGCGACGCCGUCGCCCUCUCCAGGGGCCCCUCCUGGCCCGUCGCGCUCGGCCGCCGCGACGGCCGCACCUCCUCCGCCGCCAGCUGCGGGGAGCUGCCCCCGCUGCGCGGCGACGUCAACCUCCUCGUCCAGGCCUUCGCCGCCAAGGGCCUCGACGUCAAGGACCUCGUCGUGCUCUCCGGCGCCCACACGCUCGGCAAGGCGCACUGCGCCUCCUACGCCGACCGCCUCUACCCCUCCGCCGGCUGCAGCACCGCCGACCCCGCCCUCGACGCCCGCUACGCCGACAGGCUGCGGAUGCGCUGCACCAUGGCCGACGGCAGCAGCAACGGCACGUCGGAGCUCGACCCCGGCAGCUGCGUCACCUUCGACACCAGCUACUACCGCCACGUCGCGCGCCGCCGCGGCCUGCUCCGCUCCGACGCCUACCUCCUGGACCACCGCUUCACCAGGGCCUACGUGCUGCAGGCCGCCUCCGGCAGGUACGACGGCCACUUCUUCCACGACUUCGCCGUCUCCAUGGACAAGAUGGCCUCCAUCGGCGUGCUCACCGGCGACCAGGGAGAGAUCAGGACAAAAUGCAACGUCGUCAACUGAUGAUCUGAUUGAUUAUUACCAUCAUUGUCGUAGUUGUGCUGUGUUCAUGCAUUCGUAGUAGCUAGUAGUAGAUGCAUGGCUGCCAUCUCGAAUUGUAUUGUCGAUCCGCAUUGUGGGUGUGAUGGCCUACUACUUCUUGUACUAAAAAAAAAUCUAGCUAGCUAGGAUAUAUAC
Molecule: messenger RNA, 1310 nt
Organism: Panicum virgatum (switchgrass)
Lineage: Eukaryota; Viridiplantae; Streptophyta; Magnoliopsida; Poales; Poaceae
Product: peroxidase 1-like
Exons: 1
Coding region: 75-1136 (353 amino acids)
Biological process (GO): response to oxidative stress; hydrogen peroxide catabolic process
Cellular component (GO): plasmodesma; plant-type cell wall
Molecular function (GO): heme binding; peroxidase activity
Source: RefSeq, a predicted model, not a curated record